This is a messenger RNA of Chlamydomonas reinhardtii, 3297 nucleotides long. RefSeq lists its product as uncharacterized. Lineage: Eukaryota; Viridiplantae; Chlorophyta; Chlorophyceae; Chlamydomonadales; Chlamydomonadaceae. The coding region runs from base 427 to 2160 and encodes 577 amino acids. The record is from RefSeq and is a predicted model, not a curated record. The transcript has 8 exons.
ACCUAACAGAAUCUGCUCCGUCUCUUCGCCCUUGCCUAUAUACACAGCCACCGUGACUUGCAUAUAUUUACAGCUACGUGUCAUGAUAUGGUUUAGUGCCUUCGCGGGUUGGCGGAAGGUCAGGCGCAAUUGGCACUAUAUAGUUUACCGUCGUUUACAGUUCCCCGUUCCUGAGGCGACUCUUUCCAAUGCUAUAACAAAUACUUACUACAUUCAAGUAGCACAUCAACGUCAGGCACGCUCGUCUCGUUCCGUUCAGAGCCUUUGCAAAAUUUGCUGAACUUUCUUCAAAGCUGGCCGGCCCCACCCAACCAAACGGUUCCUAUUUAGCUCGUCACUUUCGUUCAUCGGUCGCAGCAGAGGACAUCACAAAGCUUCAGAGAUACGUGUCGGGUCUUUCCGGCCCCGCUGCGGGCGGCCUGCACGAUGCGGAGCACCUGGACCACUACCGACGGCGGGACAAAGCCACGGAGCGCUGGAGUGUGGCUGUGUCUCUCGUUACUGGUGGCCGGGACCGCAGCGGAGGUAUACCCCCUGCGGCGGGUGCUGAGUUUGCUGGAUUCCAGCGAACCAGCUACCCCCACAACCCAAUCACCCGGGGGCCAAGCCAUUCCGGAGGGCCUCUUGUCACCCCUCAAGGAGGAGCUCCCGGCACCACUACUCCUGCCGCCCCUGUGGACGCCCUCCGAUUUCGGUUUAGUUGCUCCGGGCUCCCGAAGUAGCCAGAGGGCAUUGAUGUUCCACAAUGGCGAGGAGGAAUAUGACCCCGACCCAGAUCCUACGCCAAGCACGACAGGCCGCAAACCCCUGCGGAAUGACGACUUCGUUUACGUGGCACCCACACAUCCCUACCGCCUGCCUGUUGCGCAAGCCAGCCGGUACUGGCGCAAAGGGAUGCGGGCAGUGUUCGUCACUGACGUCCCGUCGGAGAAGCUGCCGAAGGAGCUGCUGGCCAACUCAGCGGCGCAUCGUGAAGUGUGGACCUGGUACCCCAACUUCCGGCACAUGCCCAAUGGCAAGCGGGAGCACUACACGGAAGGCGACCGCCGCGCCGCCCUGGCGCCGGCGCUCGCAUACGCGGCCCUGACCAGUCCCAGUCUCCUGGCACCUUACACGAACGUGCCCGAGGGGACGGGCAGCGCCUCAACGGCACCCGGGCCGGCUCGCACGGGACCGUCGGUGGUGGCGCCCGCCCGCUCAGAUAAGGGCGGGGUGACGCUGGCGAACAUAAUCGCGGCGCGCAGCACUGCAGCUAUGGCGGCGAUGGGCGUCGGCGCGCCGUUGCUUGCAGCCUCGGUGGAGCAAGCUGCGGAGGCCGUUGCCGCAAAAUUGAACGCGGACGAUCCGGAGGCACCGACAACGGUGCCCGAGAAGGACCCAUUCCAGUGGAUGCUGCUGGGCGACGACGAUACUUUGUUCUUCAUGCGCGGCGUCAAGGCGCUGCUGCGUGACUACGACCCACAGCUGCCCUACUUCAUCAGCGACAGCAUGUACGUAGGCAGCCGCAGUCCGCAGCCGGGCGUGUGGGACAUGCGUUGCUACCCCUGCCACCUGCCCUGGGGCCGCUGGCGUCGGGCUGGCUCACGCCGGCUGAUGGCGGGAGAAAAGCAGGAGGCGGCAGCCGCCUCGGGCGAAGGCUGCGGCUGCAGUGCACAGGCCCUGUGCAAGAAGCGCUUCCCCGGCAACGAGACGCGCUGCCAGACCGAAUGGGAGGGUCCCGUGCCGUACGGUGGUGUGGGCUUUAUCCUAUCCAUUGGGCUACUCAAACGGCUUGCGGCGAUGCAGAACGGCGACGGUUUACACACAUUUGAGAAAUGCAUAAAUGCACCUGAGGAGACCUGCAUGGCCUUUCCGGAAGGCGGCGACGCGUACAUGGCCCGCUGCCUGUGGCGCUUGGGGUUUCCAGUCACAGACCCCGGCUACACGCCCCUCGGCAGGUACUUCGGCGAGAUCCUGACCCCGCAGCAUCUAUACGAGGCGCCCCUAAACCUGACCAAGGGGAUCUUACCGGACAAGGCCAUGGAGCGCUGGUCCACCGCCGUCACCAUGCACCUCAGCGCACGCUUCUUGAAGUCCACAAAGGUCGCCGGCCUGACAAUCAAGUAUAUCUCUGGCGUGUACGAUCUGGUUGGCGAACUUCUGUGGCCUUCUCGUGGCUAAAAGCAGACCUGUGAACCUAGUAUAUUUCUAGCGCUUGAGCAGAUUCAUUUGCUCCCAGAACCCCAAAGCGUAUUUCAUCUCAUAGCAAAGUAGUGUUGCACGGUGUGUUGUUUCAUCGCUGUUUGGUUUGUUGCCUGCUGUGCUUGUACUUGACAGCGGGACGCGGCUGGACACAUGGCGGGCCUGUACGAACUGACCCCGGCUGUGUCCGGGACAUUGGGUACUUUCGUAACCUUCGGCCUCAGACAUUGCGCCCCCGUGGCGUGGGCGCAGCCCACUUUGGCCCUUGAGAGGGGGAGCCGCCUUUCUUGUCAUCUUAAAGUACGGCAUAUACAUGUUAGCAGUUCAUACGGAUGCAGGGCAGGGAGGGGCGGAGCAGGAAAGGGUAGGGCAUGCUACGAGUAUUCUUGGUUGGGGAUAUGGUUUGUAUUGUAUUCAUGGCUUGUAUACUAUUUGGGUUUCAUGUGCACUGAUCAGGGCAGCUCACUAGGCCCUAUGGGGACUGGAUCACUGACUCACAGUGACACCUGACAGUUGUGUAUCAUAUAGCUUGCUGGCAGUUGGCGCGCAUGUGUGGAAUGCGCAUGACAGCCGACAUUACGACAGCACAUGACAGUUGGGGAAUGCAGCAGGUAGCUGAUGAUGGAGCACGUUGACCGGCCUAAGGCGGAGGACUACGCAGAUUUAGUUUGCUUAGUGAGCUGGUAUCGAACCGUCUAGUCUUGCUGCCAUGGCUGCCAGAAGCACUGGACAAGGCGGGUCCCGCGUUCGUGGCCAGACACCAUGCAUGAAAGCCGCGGGCUGGGAGCCUGGGAUGUGUGAGUGCCGUGAUAUUCGGGUGCUCUCACCACUUCUAUUAAUGUUGAUAAGAACUUAAGAAGAUUGGUGGGCUUUGGCGACCGUGUGUCGGGCCGAGUAUCACAAGUCAUAGUACCGGUACGGUAAUGAGUAAUGACUAGGCUGUGGCUUAGCAGCCACUUAUGUCAAUGCUCGUGAUCCUUAUAGCCACGCGCCCGUACGUACAUGCGGGCAUGUACGGACCGUGAUAGCAGCUUGCGUUACUGCAUUCAUAAGCUCAGGGCGUGGGCCAGGGCAGUUGACUUGCUGACAAAGGUUAUUAUAAUCGGGAGCCCUCAC